CAGACUACUGUCCAGUAUGACUCAUAUUAUACAGUAACACUGUAUGAACUACUCACUUGGUACAAUAGCACCAUUAAAUUAUUCAAACUAUUCAUUUCAUAUUUUACCGGCUAUAAUCGGUAAACUCAUUUUCCAUCUACUGACGGCUACGACAAAUAAAAAUGGCAACUUUGGACUUGGAUGAAGAAUUACUCAAAGAUGAAGAGUUAGUUGCGAAUAUUAAAAAUUUGGACCAUUCAAUUGUAGAUAUUGAAGCAUUACUUGAAUCACGAAUGAAUGUAGACUACAACUCUCUGUCAAUGGAAGAUAAAAUUAAGCAUGAUCUACUAAUUGCCUUUACAUUGAAUAGUUUGUAUUGGGUUUACCUACGAUUGGGUGGUAUUGAUCCAACUACUCACAGUAUAAAACGAGAAUUAGAUCGUAUAAAAUCAACUAUGGAUAUGGCUAAAGGUGCUAUGGCUAAAAAAAAUAUGCUAAGAGUUGAUAAAAAAGCCGCUGAAAGGUUUAUCGAUAAUGCUCUUUGGACACCAGAAGACAAGAAACGUAGGUCACAGAAUAUGGAAAAACCUAAUAAAAAAAUAAAAUUUGAUGAAAAUGGUGACCCAUCAAAAUGAAAUUAUUUUAAAUAAAUAUUUUUUUAUUAUCUUCACACAAAUAUAUUAUAUUAUUAUAUUGUAAAUUUACAAUAAACUAUGGUAUUAAACUGUAUGUAAA
Molecule: messenger RNA, 714 nt
Organism: Aphis gossypii (cotton aphid)
Lineage: Eukaryota; Metazoa; Arthropoda; Insecta; Hemiptera; Aphididae
Product: nuclear nucleic acid-binding protein C1D-like
Exons: 2
Coding region: 162-614 (150 amino acids)
Biological process (GO): regulation of gene expression; maturation of 5.8S rRNA
Cellular component (GO): nucleolus; exosome (RNase complex)
Molecular function (GO): DNA binding; RNA binding
Source: RefSeq, a predicted model, not a curated record